AUGCCGUCGCCGUGGGACGGUCCUGACGCUAGCGUUGCCCUGUCGGCCAGCAGCCCAGCAUUGUUGGAGAAGGCAAGGCCCAUCCGCCUGGGUGAUACGGUGCAUUUGCUGACCACCAGCGGCAAAUAUCUGGAAGUAAGUGGCGAUGACAUCCAAGCGCGGAACAGAAGUGGGCUACAACACCAGCGUUUCGUGGUUUGCCCCUACUUGAACUCUCAGGUGCCAGACAUGGCGGAGGAGCCAUUCCCAAAGAGGAAAUUGGCAAACACAGCGACCUUCAAGGGAAUGGUGGUGAGAGACGGAGAUGCCAUCUGCCUGAUGGCUUCCAACGGAUACUUCCUUGGGAUCACACAGGGGGAGGAAGAGGCGGAACCCAGCGGCCGCCGCGUUGUGAAGGCCGACUUCCCUGUAGGAUCCGUUCCUCCUUGUGCCAUGGUGAUGCGCACGGCCAGUCGCAGUAAGGAGGUCUUAGAUGGACAUGGAGUCUUCCUUCAAAGCUUAGCUUCUGCGCAGCUGCUGUGCUUCGACGACGCUUUCGCGGCGAAGAUGGAGCCGAAGCAACCGCCCGGCGAACUGCGCCAGAUCGGCUUUCAGGAGGAGCAACAACUUAUCAUCCAGGCUCUCCCCAGACCGCGAAGGUGGAAGGUGAACAGCAUUUCCCUCGAGGGUGAGCUACUGAAAUGGCCUGAAGUGGGUGUGCGGGUGCGUCAAGCCACAGCAUCCAAGAAAUUCGGCAUGACGGUGGACACCGACGUGUCCGGCUGGGUGAAGGUGAAAUGGGACCACGGUGCAGAAGAGAAGUGCCGCGUGGGAGCUGAGGGGACCUACGAUCUGUUGGUCAUCUCUUUGCCCUCCUUCACAGCCUCCGGAGCAGGUGGUGUGGGCAAGGCCUGCAAUGGCCAGUACGUCCGAGUUGGUAGCCACAAUGGGAUGCCAAAGUACCGCCAGGAACAGGGAGAUGCCAUCAUGUUCUUUGAAGACGAUGGCUGGAAGAUGAACUGCGAGGAUGAUACCAGGCAGUGGUUGUAUCAGCACCUGGACUCCGGCGCAAGCUUGCCCCCAUUGGGGCGUUGGGCGGUGCCCGUGGGCGGGCCCAACCCUUCGCCACAGCUGCAGGCAACAGCAGCGAAGGCCGCAGCCACGGAAGCAAGUGCAGUUCCCAGAGCCAUCUCUCCAAAGGUGAUUCGGAGGAAAUCUCCAUCGCGACCCAAGAAGAAGGAAGAGUUUCCGGCCGCACCAGAGCCUGAAGUCAUACGCUUGGGGGAUUUUGUGUACCUCCGUGGCAACGGUCGAUUUCUGCAAGCAGAAGGUGCCACUGUGAGCGCGCCCCGGAACCGAGCGGACCAGGAAUGCCAGCGCUUCUUGGUGUGCCCCUACUUGAAUGAGCACAAGGAAGCAGAUGCUGUGCUGCACUCCCCAGAAACACAGAAGCUGGUGAGUACCAAAACCUUCAGGGGUCGCAAGGUGAAGGAUGGAGACGCCAUUUGUCUCAUGGCAUGCAGCGGCUGCUUUCUGGGCAUCACGGGCCAGGUGGAUGGCUCAGUGACGGUUGGAGUCCUGCAUGGACGCCGAUGGGUCAAGGCAGACUUCUCCGAAGCAUCACCAUCAUGUGCCAUGGUGAUCAAGACUGCCGGCAAGCGCAGGGAGGUCAGAGAUGGUGAGCCUUUCUACCUUCAGAGUAUGGCUUCAUCACAGUUGCUGGUGGUUGAUGAGAAAGCCCAUGUGGCCGUGACUAUGCAGUCCAAACAGCCCCCCGGGGACUUGAUGUCAGGUCCGAAGCCGCACCAAGAGCUGAGCUUCAAAAAGGUGCCGAGAAGCCCUCCACGCCAGGUUCCACCUCGGAAUGUCAUUUUGAAGUGGUGCGCAGUCGGAGUUCGCGUGCGACAUAUCGAUGAGCCAGAGAGGGGUGAGGGGAUCACCAUAGCGGAAGAUCUACCUGGUUUCAUGAAAGUUCGCUGGGACAAUGGAGAGGAGACCCUGUGUCGCGUGGGCGCGGAUGGGAAGUACAACCUCUACGUCUUGGAGCCUGUGGCGGCCCGCAUCGAGCCGGUGGUGAAUCGCGAUGAGCAGGUGGUUGCAGAUCGCCCCCAGCACCCCCCUGUGCUGCAGCUGGGUGCUCGUGCUCCCCCGAUUCUUCGCAUGAGGGCCAUGGAUCCCCUGCAGGUGUGUUUCCGCUUUCCAAGUAGCAUCAUGAAGACGAUCAAAGAGGAGACUUGGAUGGGGCGCAAGCGCUACGGAAAGACGGCCGGAUAUUUGGUUCAGGUGGAUGUUGGUCUCAUUCGCCAACAGAAACUUCGCCCGGAGGAGACCUUGCCCAACAAGCAGAUCUCCUGCGACUUCCGCUGCGGAGUUCCACGACGAGUUCAACUGAGCAGCAAAGAACAAUUGGUGAAGACACAGCUGCACCCAAAGUUCUUCAACAUCUUUGGCCUUGCCGAAGUGGCCGUUUGCCUAGUGGUCAUGGAUCAUUCCAAGACGUCGCAUCAAUAUUGGACCCUAGUGAGCUACUCCAUGGUGUCGGUGUUCGAAGGGACAGAGGCUUUUGUGGAGGGGUAUGCUGGAGAGCUGUGGCAUGAGGCCCAUGGCGCCACUGGCCCCGACCUUAGCAUCCGAUCCCACGUCUUGUCCCAGGAGGAAGCCCCAAAGGUGGAGGCUGAGCCUAAGAAGCCAGAAGUGAAGGAGGUGGAAGAGAUUGACUCCGACAUCGAGUUUGUCUCCGAAAUGACCUUCACCGUGGACAUGAGGGACGAGCUGAAGGAUGAGGACAUGCAGCAGGAGAUGAAGCCCGAUGAUUUGGACGACCACGAGCGCCUCCCGAAGGAACACGAGGCCUGGCCACAGCUCUUUCCGCCUGCCAAUGCAAGCGCACAGCUACGGCACGACACUGAGAAAGCUGCGGCCGUGGCGAUGCAGGCUGGCGACUUCACGGGGGCAAUCAAUGUUUAUACCGAGGCCAUGAGAAGCGGUGGAUCAAAUCCACAGAUGCUCUGCACUCGUUCCGCAUUGUUGCUGAAGAUGAAGCGACCCUGCGCAGCCAUACGGGAUUGCACGGCUGCCUUGAAGAUCAACAACCACAUGGUGAAGGCCUACCGUUUACGUGGCAUGGCGCACCGUCGUUUGGGGCAUUGGAAGAAGUCCUACAGAGACUUGACCGAGGCCCAGCAACUGAAGUUCGACCCCGACACCUCCGAGAUGCACAAGUUGGUGGCCGGCAAGUUGGGUGUGACCCUCACGGGGCCCAAGGGAAACCAGGCUGAGCCCAAGAGAAGCAAAGCCAGGGAGUCCCGCUCGCCUCCCGUGCGGAUGUCGGUGCCGGAUCCGAUCAUUCCAGAGAUCCACUUCCCUCCGCCAGUGGCCGCACCGGAGCAGCCACUGGAGAAGGGCCAGGCAGUGAUAUUGGUAGGCUUGCAGAAGGCUCCCCAACUGAACGGCCGGCGAGGUGUGAUCGAGCGCGAGGAUCCGCGUCCCGCGUCUAAAGGACGAUGGGAAGUGGAAAUCCGAUUGGAUCAUGGAAUGCUGGAGGUGAAGUCAAUCAAGAGGGAGAAUAUCCAGACCCUCAACAAGGUUGAUCGCGAGGCGUGCAAGGCUUGGGCGAAAGCCGAAAAGGCGCAUAAGGAAACCAGGGAGACACGAGAGCAACAAGAAGAGAUCCAGAAGUACCGCAAUGUGGUUGAGGCCAAGUUGUCGAAACUUUCUCUCACCGAGAAAGCGAAGAACCUCCUGCGGACCCUGGGACCAGAGCAAUCGCUCAGUGUGCUGGAUCGCUGCGAGGGCCCUGCC
Messenger RNA from Cladocopium goreaui, 3780 nucleotides. The record is from the annotation of a GenBank genome assembly. Lineage: Eukaryota; Dinophyceae; Suessiales; Symbiodiniaceae.